Molecule: messenger RNA, 3136 nt
Organism: Phasianus colchicus (ring-necked pheasant)
Lineage: Eukaryota; Metazoa; Chordata; Aves; Galliformes; Phasianidae
Source: RefSeq, a predicted model, not a curated record
UAUGGUUAGGUUGUGGUUGGACUCGAUGAUCUUCAAGGUCUUUUCCAACCUCAGCAAUUCUAUGGUUCUAUGACUAUAACUCUGGACAAACUCAGCGUAAGUGGGAGAGACUCUCAAUCCAGCUUUAACAAAACCACUGAAGACGCAUUCUCUCACAGCCCUUCCUGUUCGGUGUCGUUAUGAUGAAGGUUUGCAAGGCUUUAAACUGCCUCUCACUGAAAGAUCUUGUUUACAACCAAGAGAGCCCUUCGGCUACCAACGAGCGUUGUACCGGGAAUCUCUCUCUCCUCCAAAUCCGGCAGACACAGCGCUGCCGUUAACCGCUCUGGUUAACCGCUCUGCCGAGGCCCCGCGCCGGCCCCGCCCGUGGCGGCCCGCCCUGCCGGCUCCAGGGCAACAGAAGGGAAGCGGAACCUCUCGCCGGCCUCUCCCUGCGCGGCCUCGCCACCAAAGCAGGAGCUCCGCCGCGGGCUAGCAGCGCCUGCACGCCUCUACCGGCAGGAGGCGAGCAGCUCGGCAGCACCUCCGGGAGCAGUCGAGUGUGCGGCUAGAGCGGCGGCGCGCGGGGACGCUCUGACGAGACGCCGCGCGCCGCUCUUCGUCUCGGGCCCGCCUCCCCGGCUGCGUGCGGCCGUGCCGUUAGUGCCGCGGUCGUGCAGGAUCCGCCAUGAUGAACAGCGGAGGGAUCGGGGUGCCGCUCGGAUUCCCCCUGGGCCCCACGUCCGUCAUCCAGGUCACGAACCUCUCGUCGGCGGUCACUAGCGAGCAGAUGCGGACUCUCUUCGGCUUCCUGGGCGAUAUCGAGGAGCUGCGCCUCUAUCCCCCAGACAACGCACCUCUUGCUUUUUCCUCCAAAGUAUGUUAUAUUAAGUUUCGUGAAGCUUCAAGUGUUGGUGUGGCCCAGCAUCUAACCAACACGGUUUUUAUUGACAGAGCUUUGAUAGUUGUGCCCUGUGCAGAAGGUAAAAUCCCAGAUGAAGCAAAAGCCCUUUCUCUGUUGGCGCCUGCUCCUACUAUGACAAGCCUGAUGCCUGGUGCAGGGUUGCUUCCAAUACCUACACCAACACCUUUAACAACACUUGGUGUAUCACUUGGCACUUUGGGAGCAAUACCAGCAGCAGCAUUGGACCCUAACAUUACUGCACUGGGAGAAAUACCCCAGCCACCAAUAAUGGGGAAUGUGGACCCAUCCAAAAUUGAUGAAAUCAGGAGAACAGUAUAUGUUGGAAAUUUGAAUUCACAGACCACAACAGCUGAUCAGCUGCUUGAAUUCUUUAAACAAGUUGGAGAAGUCAAAUUUGUGCGAAUGGCAGGUGAUGAGACUCAACCAACACGAUUUGCUUUUGUGGAAUUUGCAGACCAAAAUUCUGUACCUCGAGCUCUUGCCUUUAAUGGAGUUAUGUUUGGAGACAGGCCGCUAAAAAUAAAUCACUCCAAUAAUGCAAUAGUGAAGCCUCCUGAAAUGACACCGCAGGCUGCUGCUAAGGAGCUGGAAGAAGUGAUGAAGAGAGUAAGGGAAGCUCAGUCUUUCAUAUCUGCUGCUAUUGAGCCAGAGUCUGGAAAGAGCAGUGAAAGAAAAGGCGGUCGAUCUCGUUCCCAUUCUCGUUCAGAAUCCAGGUCUAGCUCAAAAUCCCGAUCUAGAAGGAAAAGAUCACAUUCAAAACACAGAAGUCGGUCUGGCAACAGAUCGCUCUCAAGACACAAGGACAGGCGCAGAUCCAGAAGUCCCCUGAAAAAACGAUCUAGAUCUAGGGAAAGGAGAAAAUCAAGAAGUCGGUCUCGUUCUCGGGACAAGAAAAGAGACAAAGAAAAGGUCAAGGAAAAAGAAAAGACCAAAGAAAAGGAGAGAGACCGAGACAAGGAGAAGGAAAGAGACCGGGAUAGAGACAAAGAAAGGGAAAGAGAGAGAGAUAAAGAGAGAAACAGGGAUAAGGACAGAGAUAAAGACAAAGAUCGAAACAAAGAUCGAGAGAGAGUCAAAGAUAGGGAUAGAGACAGGGACAAGGAAAGGGAAAAGGAGAAAGAUGAGAAGGAAAAAGACAGGGAAGAUGUAGAUCAGAACAAGGAAAGAGAUGAUGACAAAGAUGGGGAGAAAGAUAGAGAGAAGAUGAAGGAUAGGGAGGGAGAUAAGGACAAAGGAGGGGACAAAGAGAAAGACAGAGAAAAAGAAAAGGAAAAAGAUGGGGAUAAGGAGAGGGAGCGAGAAAAAGAGAGAGAUGAUAAAAAGAAGAAAGAUAAGAGAUCCAGAACUCCCCCAAGAAGCUAUAGCUCUUCAAGAAGAUCACGUAGCUCCAGCAGGUUUGUUAUUUUGAAUUUUUUUAAUGCUUUUUUGAACUUACCAGCACAACAAAAUAAAUCUUCUUCACUUGUCAGUACUACCAUCUUGAUAAUUCAGUUUUUGUUCUUUUAUUUAGUAUAUUUCCCAGUGAAGUAAAAUGAAUUAAAAAGAAAUCUGUAUCAUACCUGGAAGAAGUAGUCUGUUGUUGGGCUGCUGGUGCUUGCUUUUCACUUAAAUAUACAGUACAGUAUUUGAGGGAAGUAAGUAGAUGGUUGUGCCAUUUCUCUGAAUUGGAGCCAACAAACGUUUUGAUGGAGGGGCAUCACACGUUGUCCUGAUGAAAGUAUGAGUCAUCAAUGUGUAAUUUCUUGGUUACUUGUAUAGAGUCAUUGAAUAUGCUGGGUUGGAAAGGACCCACAAAAAUCACAGACUUUUCUGAUAUGACCACUCAGAAAUAGAAACAGUCUCUUCAGAACAGCUAGUCUAACUGGAAAAAAGAGCAGUCAGUGGCCUUAUACUCCAGGUGACAGUACUGGAGCCAGUUCUGUUGAACGUCAUCAGUGGUCUAGCCAGUGGGACUGAACACACACUCAGCAAGUCUGCAGACAAUACUGAACUGGUAAGAGCUGAUAGUAUGUCAAAGGGCUGUGCUGCUGUUCGAAGAAACAUGAACAGACUUAAAAAGAAAAAAAAUGAACUGAUGGGCAUUCCUUGGAGCUGAACAAAGGGCUGUGCUGAGUCCUGCAGCUGUGCAGGAAUAGCUCCACAGACCAGUACAGCAAGAGUGCUGAUUGACUGGAAGGCCAGGAGGCAGAAAAAGAGCUGAUGGUUCUGAUGCACCCCGGGGGAAACAUGAGC